AGAAAAUCUUGUGAACCAAGAUGUCUGACGCCAAGAACAACCUGUUACUGUUCUUCGACCGUCCCUCAGAGCCAUGCUUCAUGCAAAAGGGAGAAGAGAAUGCAGUAUUCGAGAUUCCUGACAAUUACUACCCGGAGAAGUACCAGCGUGUGUCAAAUGCUAUAGGCAACAGGUUCGGUAGCGACGCGGGCCGCAUGAUACCCAUUAGGAACAUUGCCCUACCCAAUCUGGACCUGCCCAUGGAGCUGCCCUAUAACGAGCAGUUCUCCUUGUUCGUCCCUAAGCACAGAAAAUUGGCAGGAAGGCUGAUUGACAUCUUUAUGGGAAUGCGUGAUGUUGAAGAUCUUCAGUCUGUCUGUUCGUACUGUCAGCUGCGGAUUAAUCCUUACAUGUUCAAUUACUGCCUCUCUGUCGCCAUUUUGCACAGGCCUGACACCAAGGGCUUGAGCAUCCCGACUUUCGCGGAGAGCUUCCCCGAUAAGUUCAUGGACCCGAAAGUUUUCCGUCAAGCCAGGGAGGUGUCCAGCGUUGUGCCUUCUGGAGCCAGGAUGCCAAUAGUGAUUCCGUCGAACUACACCGCGUCUGACACGGAGCCGGAGCAGCGCGUGGCGUACUUCCGCGAGGACAUCGGCAUCAACCUGCACCACUGGCACUGGCACCUCGUGUACCCCUUCGACGCCGCAGACCGCGCCAUCGUCAACAAGGACCGCCGCGGGGAGCUCUUCUACUACAUGCACCAGCAGAUCAUCGCCAGGUACAACGUUGAGCGUAUGUGCAACAACCUGAGCAGAGUGAGGAGGUACAAUAACUUCAGGGCCGCGAUCGAGGAGGGCUACUUCCCCAAGCUAGACUCAACAGUCGCCAGCAGAGCCUGGCCUCCCAGGUUUGCUGGCACUACCAUCCGUGACCUGGACAGACCCGUUGAUCAGAUCAGGAGCGACGUCUCUGAGUUGGAGACCUGGAGGGACAGGUUCCUGCAAGCUAUCGAGAAUAUGUCCGUGAUGCUGCCCAACGGUCGUCAACUUCCCUUGGAUGAGGAGACCGGCAUCGACGUGCUGGGCAACCUUAUGGAGUCCUCCAUCAUCAGCAGGAACCGACCCUACUACGGCGACCUCCACAACAUGGGACACGUCUUCAUCUCUUACUCUCAUGAUCCUGAUCAUCGUCAUCUGGAGCAAUUCGGCGUGAUGGGUGACUCCGCGACGGCCAUGCGGGACCCGGUGUUCUACCGCUGGCACGCGUACAUCGACGACAUCUUCCACCUCUACAAGUACAAGCUCACGCCCUACGGUAACGACAGGCUGGACUUCCCCAACAUCAGGGUGUCGUCCGUCAGCAUCGAGGGUGGCGGAACUCCCAACACGCUGAACACGCUGUGGGAGCAGAGCACCGUGGACCUUGGCCGUGGAAUGGACUUCACUCCUCGCGGCAGUGUCCUCGCCAGGUUCACGCACUUGCAGCACGACGAAUACAACUAUGUGAUCGAAGUGAACAACACAGGAGGCGGCAGCGUAAUGGGAAUGUUCAGGAUAUUCAUCGCACCAACAGUGGACGAAAGUGGGAAGCCAUUAUCCUUUGACGAGCAAAGGAAACUAAUGAUUGAACUGGACAAAUUCUCUCAAGGAGUGAAACCUGGCAACAACACAAUCCGACGUAAGAGUAUAGACUCCUCAGUGACUAUACCGUACGAGAGGACGUUCCGCAACCAGGCGGACCGGCCAGCAGAUCCAGGAACCGCUGGGGCUGCCGAGUUCGACUUCUGCGGCUGCGGGUGGCCUCACCACAUGCUGGUGCCCAAGGGAACUACUCAAGGAUAUCCUAUGGUGCUGUUCGUCAUGGUGUCCAACUGGAAUGAUGACCGAGUGGAGCAAGACCUGGUGGGGUCGUGCAAUGACGCGGCGUCGUACUGCGGCAUCCGCGACCGCAAGUACCCGGACCGGCGCGCCAUGGGCUUCCCGUUCGACCGGCCCGCGCCCGCCGCCACCACGCUGUCCGACUUCCUGCGCCCCAACAUGGCCGUGCGCGACUGCAUCGUGCGCUUCACCGACAGGACCCGCCAGCGCGGCCAGCAGGGGUAGGUCCGCCGCCUCCACCACCACGCAACACAACAUCACGGGAUGACGGGUCUUGACUUUUUUGCACAGAAUUUCUCUUUAAUCCAUACAAACAUGCAACGAUAUUUUUUAUUAACUGGACUAUGUAGCGGUGGUGUGGUACCCUGCACAUAUAAAUAAUUAAAAAAACAAAUUGACGGCAUAUCUAUCCAAGAGAAAUAUUAUGGUAAUAGUCGACUUUAUGUUGUAGUUACUAAUAAAGGAAAACUCUUUUUGGUUCUGUUGGUUUUUCUAUAAGAAAAAGACAAAAAGUUACACGGAAUUUGUACUGCUUUUUUCGAACUUUUGAAAUGAUUUACUUUAAUGAUUAAUUUAAAUAUGAUUCUUAUAAACUUUAAAUAUUCAAAAAAGGUUUUUCUGUUUCUAUCUCAAACCGGAUUUUAAAAAUAAAUCACACUGCUUAAAGAAUACGGUUAAACUCAUUUCAACACAAUGUAUCAUAUUGUAAUUAGCAAUACUAUAUUCUUGAAAUAAAUCAUCAUUAUUAGGCUAUAUCAGUCCACUGUUGGAUACAGGCUACGAAUAAUAAAACUAUGGAACAGUAACUCGCCUUCAAUUGCACUUUAGAUUAUGGUUCCAUUUACGCACACAAAUAAAAGCAAAUGCAACGAACACUCACACUCUCAUUCGCGCCAAGGUCACGGUUCGCAAGCGCCACCCAGCGCACCCUUAUGACGAUGACGUUAUGCAGUAGUAAUUAAUUCAUUAAAUAUUUUCUCGUUUUUUUAUCAGAUGACUUUAUUACUGCAAUAAAAAUAAAUGCAGUUUAUAAGUUAGUACAUGAGAUGAAAAUAUGAUAAUUAAACUUAAAAUCAAUACUACUACUACUACUACCACUACUAGUAUACCUUUUGUAAAGCACACGACUUCCACUUUCAAGUAUGUACAUGGCCUCUUUUUCAAAGUGUAUGCUGCAUAUUGUGGUAUUUUUGCAAUGCAUCCAAGCGUACUAUCACAAGCGGCUAUCCAUUUUUUACGUUGAAUUUCAUUUGUCGGAAAUCUGCAGUAAUAAAAUCAUUUGUUAUCACUGCGUAAUAUCAUAGUUGUUACUUAAAUAAAACUUAUGUUUUAUCCGAGCAGAAUAAAGAACUACUACUGCAUAGAAAAAGUAAUCGUACAUAUUGCAUAACACUAUCCAUCAUCAAUAGUGUAAACUUUUAUGAUGUUUGUAAACUUACUUAUGCAAGCUAAUUCCAUUGUUUUUCAUAUCUGUAUGGCUUUUACACCAUUUCACCAAAAUUAAAAAGCGCAAAAUAAUAAUUAUCUGGUCAACCAAAAACUAACGCAACACGACCGCACGACACGAGUUCCACAGCGAACUGGCGCGCCGUUCUGUAGCUAUUUUAAGCCCCGCCCUCCGCGGUAGCUAUUUACGUGGAACCAUUUUUGAAGCGUAAUUACUUUUCUAUAGUUUUAUUAUUCGUAGGAUAUAGGUCUCUCAC
Bombyx mori (domestic silkworm) is the source of this 3556-nucleotide messenger RNA. It is a transcript of the gene PPO1, whose product is annotated as phenoloxidase subunit 1. Gene Ontology annotation, molecular function: oxidoreductase activity. Lineage: Eukaryota; Metazoa; Arthropoda; Insecta; Lepidoptera; Bombycidae. The record is from RefSeq and is marked provisional.